AUGGGGAAUUCUUGUGUUGGUCCUAGCAUUUCGAAGAAUGGUAUUAUUCAAUCGUUUUCGGCUGCGAUUUGGCGUACACACUUACCUGAACAGGAAGGAUCAGUGUCUAAUCGAGGUUCGGUGAAUGAGGUAGUAACUGGUAACGAAUCCGAAUCUCCGUUGCCUGUCCAAAACAAACCUCCGGAGCAGAUAAUUAUACCAAAGCCAGAGACGAAAUCCGAAAAGGAACCAGAAAAGGAACCUGAAAAGGAAAAGAAGAAGCAAAGGAAACCUUCUGUGAAGAGAAGUUCUAGUGCAGGACUUCGUGUUGAUUCUGUGUUGCAGAGAGAAACUGGUAAUUUUAAGGAAUUCUUUAGUCUAGGGAAGAAACUCGGACAAGGUCAGUUUGGGAUAACGUUCUUGUGCAUUGAGAAAGAAACCGGGCGUCAGUAUGCUUGUAAAUCUAUUGCGAAGAGGAAGCUUGUAACCGAUGACGAUGUUGAGGAUGUGAGGAGAGAAAUUCAGAUAAUGCACCAUUUGGCUGGACAUGCUAAUGUUAUAUCCAUCAAAGGUGCUUAUGAGGAUGCAGUGGCGGUUCAUGUUGUGAUGGAAUUGUGUGCAGGCGGUGAGCUUUUUGAUCGGAUUAUUCAGCGUGGACAUUAUACCGAAAGAAAGGCAGCUGAACUUAUUAGGACUAUUGUUGGUGUUGUUGAAGCUUGUCAUUCUCUUGGUGUCAUGCAUAGAGACCUUAAACCUGAGAAUUUUCUAUUUGUCAAUCAGCAAGAGGAUUCGCUACUCAAAACUAUCGACUUUGGAUUAUCUGUGUUCUUUAAGCCAGGUGAUACAUUUAUUGAUGUGGUUGGUAGCCCAUAUUAUGUUGCCCCAGAAGUUUUGAAAAAGCGAUACGGUCCUGAAGCAGAUGUUUGGAGUGCCGGUGUUAUCCUUUACAUUCUUUUGAGUGGAGUACCUCCAUUUUGGGCCGAAAGCGAACAAGGGAUAUUCGAACAGGUUUUGCAUGGUGAUCUUGACUUCGCUUCAGAUCCAUGGCCUGCAAUUUCUGACAGUGCAAAAGAUUUAGUAAGGAAAAUGCUUGUUCGUGACCCUAGAAGACGGAUGACUGCACAUCAAGUAUUAUGUCAUCCUUGGGUUCAAGUUGACGGUGUAGCUCCUGACAAGCCACUUGAUUCCGCCGUAUUAAGUCGCUUGAAGCAAUUUUCUGCUAUGAACAAGCUCAAGAAAAUGGCUCUUAUAGUCAUUGCAGAGAGCUUAUCAGAAGAAGAAUUAGCCGGUUUAAAAGAAAUGUUCAAGAUGAUAGACACAGAUAACAGUGGCCAAAUUACUUUCGAAGAACUUAAAGCCGGUUUGAAAAAAGUUGGUGCAAAUCUUAAGGAGUCUGAAAUUUAUGAUUUAAUGCAAGCGGCUGAUGUAGAUAACAGUGGAACGAUUGAUUACGGCGAGUUCAUUGCGGCAACAUUGCAUCUUAACAAAGUUGAAAAAGAAGAUCAUCUAUUUGCAGCUUUUUCUUACUUUGAUAAAGAUGGAAGUGGCUAUAUUACUCAAGAAGAACUUCAACAAGCUUGCGAUGAGUUUGGCAUAAAAGAUGUUGGCUUGGACGAGAUAAUCAAGGAAAUUGAUGAAGAUAAUGACGGGCGCAUAGACUAUAACGAGUUUGUGGCUAUGAUGCAGAAAGGAAAUGUUCCUAUGGUUGGUAAGAAAGGCCUUGAAAAUAACUUCAGCAUUCGUUUCAAGGAAGCAUUAAAAUUGUAG
Messenger RNA from Lathyrus sativus (Indian pea), 1746 nucleotides. NCBI's taxonomy places the organism in Eukaryota, Viridiplantae, Streptophyta, Magnoliopsida, Fabales, Fabaceae. The record is from the annotation of a GenBank genome assembly.